AUGGAUAUCGAGUCUUCUGGUAUGGAACGGAAGCUGCAAUUACAAGAGUUAGAGGAGAUUCGACUUGAGGCUUAUGAGAACUCUAGACUCUACAAGGAAAAGACUAAGUUGGUGCAUGAUCAGGGUAUCCUGCGGAAGAACUUCCAAGAGGGUAACCGAGUAUUGUUGUAUAAGGCCCGGUUCACUUUCAAGCAAGGAAAAUUCAACACCAGAUGGGAUAGACCACACACAAUCACUAAAGUGCACAACUUUGGUAUGGCGGAGCUCCUACAUGAAGAGACUGGGGCUAGACUCAAAGUCAACGGCCAUCUACUGAAGCUCUACCAUGAAAAUCAGAAACCUCCUUAA
This is a messenger RNA of Neltuma alba, 348 nucleotides long. RefSeq lists its product as uncharacterized. The record is from RefSeq and is a predicted model, not a curated record. Lineage: Eukaryota; Viridiplantae; Streptophyta; Magnoliopsida; Fabales; Fabaceae. The coding region runs from base 1 to 348 and encodes 115 amino acids. The transcript has a single exon.